Molecule: messenger RNA, 2483 nt
Organism: Rhododendron vialii
Lineage: Eukaryota; Viridiplantae; Streptophyta; Magnoliopsida; Ericales; Ericaceae
Product: fimbrin-5-like
Exons: 14
Coding region: 69-2189 (706 amino acids)
Biological process (GO): actin filament network formation; actin filament bundle assembly
Cellular component (GO): actin filament bundle; cytoplasm; actin filament
Molecular function (GO): actin filament binding
Source: RefSeq, a predicted model, not a curated record
UGUUUGUUUGAUUUUAUGUUUGCUUCCUGAAAAAUUAGGUUUCAUUUGGUCAGUGAAACACAAACAAAAUGUCUGGGUAUGCGGGUGUUGUUGUUUCUGAUCCAUGGCUUCAUAGCCAAUUCACUCAAGUCGAGCUUCGUGGCAUCAAAUCCAAAUUUCUUUCAGCAAGGAACCAAUCUGGAAAAGUCACUAUCGGAGAUUUACCGCCAGUGAUGGUUAAAUUAAAGGGUUUGAGUGAAAUGUUUACGGAAGCACAGAUUAAGACUAUCUUGGGGGAGUCAUCUUCUGACAUGAACGCAGAAAUUGAUUUUGAAUCCUUUCUCCGGGCAUACCUAAAUUUACUGGCAAGAGGAACAGCAAAAUUGGGUGGACCGAAGUUGAAAAAUUCCGUUUCAUUUCUCAAGACUUCCACAACCACCCUUCGCCACACCAUUAGCGAAUCUGAGAAGGCAUCUUAUGUUUCCCACAUUAACAGCUUUCUUGGAGAAGAUCCAUUUCUGAAGAAGUAUCUUCCACUAGACCCAUCUACAAAUGCUUUAUUUGAUCUGGCAAAGAAUGGAGUUCUUCUCUGUAAGCUUAUCAAUGUUGCUGUCCCGGGAACAAUAGAUGAGCGAGCUAUCAACACCAAAGGUGACCUUAAUCCAUGGGAGAGAAAUGAGAAUCAUACUCUUUGCCUCAAUUCUGCUAAGGCCAUAGGCUGCACUGUUGUCAAUAUUGGCGCACAGGAUUUGGUUGAAGCAAGGCCGCAUCUUGUAAUGGGAUUGAUUUCUCAAAUAAUCAAGAUUCAACUGCUAGCCAAUCUCAAUUUAAGGAAAACUCCUCAACUUGUGGAGUUGGUCGAUGACAGCAAGGAUGUUGAGGAACUCCUAGGUUUACCCCCAGAAAAGGUUUUACUCAAGUGGAUGAACUUCCAAUUGAAGAAAGCAGGCUACAAGAAAGAGGUUACGAACUUUUCAUCUGAUCUGAAGGAUGGGGAGGCAUAUGCCAACUUGCUCAAUGUUCUUGCACCAGAACAUGGUAGUGCCAACACGUUGGAUGCUAAGGAUCCUACCGAAAGAGCGAAUUUGAUUAUUGAGCAUGCGGAGAAAAUGGAUUGCAAAAGAUAUGUCACUCCAAAGGACAUUGUUGAGGGAUCAGCAAAUCUAAAUCUUGCAUUCGUUGCUCAAAUAUUCCAGCAGAGGAAUGGUUUAUCUGUGGACACCCAAAAGAUCUCAUUUGCUGAGAUGAUGACUGAUGACGCUCAAACUUCUAGGGAAGAGAGAUGCUUCCGACUAUGGAUCAACAGUCUUGGAAUUGAUUCGUAUGUCAAUAAUGUGUUUGAGGAUAUCAGAGCAGGAUGGGUUUUAUUGGAAGUUCUUGACAAAGUUUCCCCAGGAUCAGUAAAUUGGAAGCAAGCAUCAAAACCUCCCAUCAAGAUGCCUUUCAGAAAAGUUGAGAAUUGCAACCAAGUUAUAAGGAUUGGAAAGGAAUUAAACUUCUCUCUUGUGAACGUAGCAGGAAAUGAUAUUGUACAAGGAAACAAGAAGCUCAUUCUAGCUUUUCUAUGGCAGUUGAUGAGGUUUACCAUGCUCCGACUCCUGAAAAACUUAAGGUCUCAUUCCCGUGGGAAGGAAAUCACGGACAAUGACAUUCUGAGCUGGGCAAAUAACAAAGUGAAGAGCUCAGGCAGAACAUCUCGAAUGGAUAGUUUUAAGGAUAAAAACCUUUCAAAUGGGAUUUUCUUCCUAGAGCUUCUCACGGCUGUGGAGCCGAGGGUUGUCAACUGGAGUGUUGUUACAAAGGGCGAAACUGACGAGGAUAAGAAGUUGAAUGCAACAUAUAUCAUCAGUGUGGCUCGAAAGCUUGGGUGCUCCAUUUUCUUAUUGCCCGAGGACAUAAUGGAGGUGAAUCAGAAGAUGAUCCUCACCCUAACAGCAAGCAUCAUGUACUGGAGCCUACUGCAAAAGACCAGGGAUUCAGGGUCGGCAACUAUCGACGAAAAUAAGGUGGCUGAUGGAUCCCCAGCAGCUUCCACUGAUGGUGAGAAAGACACUAUGUCCGCAGGCCGGCUUUCCAAUUUGUCCAUCGAUGAUUCGCUCUCUGAUACCGCUGCUUCCCCACACGUAGAAACUGGGGAAACCUCUCCCCAUGUUGAAAAUGAAGAACCCUCAACCGAGGUCGAAAAAGACAACCCUCCUGAUAAAGAAUGACCUAAAGAAUGGGCUCUUAUCUUUCUUUUGUCACUUUAUUUUUUUCUUCCAAGAUGUCAGGAAGACGAUGGUUGCAGUUUAGGUUGGUAGAAGAAGAGUUUGAUGUUCUUCAGCACAUUCUUUUUGGUAAAUGCCGUAUCGAUUCUGAUGACUAAUUAAAUGAAGGAGAUGUGUUUCGCUUUUGAAUUUACGAAUGCUGGUCUUGUUCGUUUUAGGGUCUCAAAACCCUAGGCACGGUCUCCAAUAAUGUUUUUACCUAUGCAUUUACUAGUGCUUAUCAUUUUUAGGGUGAAA